GAUAGGAAAAUACAGAACCCAAAAUGGUCAUUAGAUGAAAGUUUUACUUUUAGGGAUUAAUGAUUCCUUAAGUUAGUGGAAAUUUUGUUAUUGGUUAACUGAGCUUGAAAUGGAAGUACGAAAGUCAAAACUCAAAGCAAUAAUUUUAAGAGAUCAUCUGAAUUUGAAUGAAAUACGAAAGUUGGCUCUAUGAUUCUCAUUACCGCCGCUCGAGUUUUGAAUGCUAUGAAUCGCCGAAUGUACCCUACCAGAUCGUCUUCGUCUGCCAAAUCCAUCUCCGCCGAAUCCCUAAAUCUUCGUUCCGAUUCCAAUUCAGCAGUAUCUCUAAGGAAGAAAAGGCUCAAGCAGGAAGAGUUGGAGCCUGUGGAGAAAGACUCCAGCAGAGGAAUCAAUGCCCUUAAAGUAGGGAUGUGUGGGUUACCAGACAUAGAAGACCUUUCUUACAAGACGGCAAAGGAAUCUCCUUCAUCUAGGACGUCACAAAUGAACUUACAUACAAAAUCAACAGUAACGAGCACUGCCGCUUCGUCGAUCCAAACAGCAGGCAGACCACCUGAAAACUGGGAAAAGGUGCUCGUGGGUAUUCAAAAAAUGACAUCUUCAGAAGAAGCAAAAGUUGACCCUAUAAAUUGUGAUCGAACCGGAAGCUUUCUACCUCCCAGGGAAAGGCGAUUUUACGUCCUCAUAGGAACACUUCUUUCAAGUCAGACCAAAGAUCGCGUAACUGCUGCGGCAGUAGAACGUCUUCGUCAAAAUGGCCUUCUCACUCCCGAAGCCGUUGAUAAAGCCGAUGAAUCAACCAUAAAGGAAUUGAUCUACCCGGUCGGGUUCUAUACUAGAAAGGCUACUAAUGUGAAGAAGGUUGCAGAAAUUUGUCUAACGAAAUAUGACGGUGACAUUCCAAGCUCUUUGGAAGAACUACUCUCACUUCCAGGAGUUGGUCCUAAGAUUGCUCAUCUGGUUUUGCAUAUAGCAUGGAAUGAUGUUCAAGGGAUAUGUGUAGACACUCAUGUGCAUCGCAUUUGCAAUCGACUUGGCUGGGUGUCUAAACCAGGAACAAACCAGAAAACGUCGUCCCCUGAGGAAACUAGAGUAGCUCUGCAACAAUGGCUUCCAAAAGAAGAAUGGGUCGCUAUCAACUUUCUUUUGGUCGGUUUUGGACAAACGAUAUGCACACCGCUAAGACCACACUGUGGAACUUGUAGUAUCAGUGAGCUUUGCCCUUCCGCCUUCAAGGAAACCCCAAGCUCAUCUUCCAAAUCGAAGAAAUCUAUCAGAAGCAAGAAGCUUUAAUUGCCUUGGCUCUUGGUUCUCCAUUUUCUAACCCAUUUUGGUGAUUAGUUCGCUGUAAAGGAUAAAUUGUACUUGGGGGCUGAGAUUACUGAAAAUUGUAAAUCUGAUACUACUAAUUUCUCUAUUUUUGUUAGCAACUAGUAAAAUGUUUUAGUUUAUAGCAACUGAUAUUCUUUGUUCAAAGAUUAUCAACAAAUGAAUUUUGAAGACCCUUAGUGAUGGCUGAUGGGUUAAAUUGGG
Molecule: messenger RNA, 1533 nt
Organism: Thlaspi arvense
Lineage: Eukaryota; Viridiplantae; Streptophyta; Magnoliopsida; Brassicales; Brassicaceae
Source: the annotation of a GenBank genome assembly